This is a messenger RNA of Schistocerca gregaria, 618 nucleotides long. Its product is annotated as circumsporozoite protein-like. The transcript has a single exon. The coding region runs from base 1 to 618 and encodes 205 amino acids. Lineage: Eukaryota; Metazoa; Arthropoda; Insecta; Orthoptera; Acrididae. The record is from RefSeq and is a predicted model, not a curated record.
AUGACCGCAGAGGCUGAUGGGCUAGCUGGCUGGCUUGCUGGAACACUGGCUGGCUGGCCGGAAUGGUGGCUGGCUCGCUGGAAUGCUGCCUGGCUGGCCGGAACUCUAGCUGAAUGGCCAGAACGCUGGCUAGCUGGCCAGAACACUGGCUGCCUGGAAGAAAUGCUGGCUGGCUGGCAUGAACACUGCCUGGUGGGAACGCUGCCUGGCUGGCCUAAACAUGGGAUGGCUGGCUGGAAUGCUCGCUGGCUGGAAGGAACACUGGCUGGCUGCCCAGAACGCUGGAUGGUGGGGACGCUAGCUGGCUGGUCGGAAAGCUGUCUGGCUGGCCAGAACGCUGGUUGGGGCUGGCUGAAACGCUGGCAGGCUGGCCAGAACACUAACUGGCUGGUGGGAAUACGGGCUGGCUGGUCAGAAUGCUGGCUGGCUGGCCAGAACGCUGGCUGGCUGGCUGGAUUGCUGGCUGGUGGGAACGCUGGCUGGCUGGUCGGAAUGCUGGCUGGCUGGCCGCAAAACAGGCUGUCGAGAACGCUGGCUGGUUGGCCUAAACAAAGACUGGCUGCCCUUACCACUGGUUGGCUGGACGGAACACUUCGUGGCUGGCCGGAACGCUGGUAG